AUGGUGAGCCGAAUGGGCUGGGGGGGAGGCCGGGGGCGGCUGGGGCGGUGGGGAGACCUGGGGCCGGGACCUGUGCCCCUCCUCCCCAUGCCACCGCCUCCUCCUCCUCCUCAUCGGGGACCCGGGGGAGGGAGGAUCUCCAUCUUCUCCCUGUCCCCUGCCCCUCAUACAAGAAGCUCCCCAUCCUCCUCUUUCCCUCCCCUCAUGGGCUCCCCCUGCUCAGUGCCGCAGGGGACAGGGGCUUCUCAGCCUUGCCACAGUGCCCUCCCUGCCCCAGCCACCCCAACACGGGCACGGCCCACAAUGACACCCACCUCUGCUUCCCCCUCGUGGGGAUCCCAUGCCACCCCACCCCUGGCCGCGGUGACUCCCCCUCCGUCACGCCGAUGCCUCCAGGACCCUCCUGGGCUGCGGAUAGGUCCUCUGAUCCCCGAACAGGAUUAUGAGCGGCUGGAGGACUGUGACCCUGAGGGGUCCCAAGACUCACCCCUCCAUGGGGAGGAGCAGCAACCCCUGCUUCAUGUACCUGAAGGGCUCCGGGGCUCCUGGCAUCACAUCCAGAACCUGGACAGCUUCUUCACCAAGAUCUAUAGUUACCACCAGAGGAACGGCUUUGCCUGUAUCCUGCUGGAGGAUGUCUUCCAGCUGGGACAAUUCAUUUUCAUCGUCGUCUUCACAACCUUCCUCCUUCGCUGUGUGGAUUACAACGUUCUCUUUGCCAACCAACCAAAUAACCGGACCAGACCUCGGCCAUUCCACAACAAAGUGACCUUGUUGGACGCCAUCCUACCCUCAGCCCAGUGUGCUGAGCGGAUCCGCUCCAGCCCCCUACUGGUCUUCCUCCUGGUCCUGGCUGCGGGCUUCUGGCUGGUCCAACUGCUUCGCUCAGUCUGCAGCCUCUUCAGCUACUGGGACAUCCAGGUGUUUUACAGGGAGGCCCUGCACAUCCCCCCGGAGGAGCUCAGCUCGGUGUCCUGGGCAGAGGUGCAGUCCCGCCUCCUGGCGCUGCAGCGAAGCGGGGGGCUGUGCGUGCAGCCGCGGCCGCUGACGGAGCUGGAUGUCCACCACCGCAUCCUGCGCUACACCAACUACCAGGUGGCGCUGGCCAACAAGGGCCUGCUGCCGGCCCGCUGCCCACUGCCCUGGGGAGGCAGUGCUGCCUUCUUCAGCCGUGGCCUGGCACUCAACGUCGACCUGCUGCUCUUCCGCGGUCCUUUUUCGCUCUUCCGCGGGGGCUGGGAGCUGCCCGACGCCUACAAGCGCAGCGACCAGCGCGGCGCCCUGGCCGCGCGCUGGGGGCGCACAGUGCUACUGUUGGCCGCCCUGAACCUGGCGCUGAGCCCGCUGGUGCUGGCCUGGCAGGUGCUGCACGCCUUCUACAGCCACGUGGAGCUGCUGCGUCGCGAGCCGGGCGCGCUCGGGGUUCGCCGCUGGUCCCGCCUGGCGCGUCUGCAGCUGCGCCACUUCAACGAACUGCCGCACGAGCUGCGCGCGCGCCUGGCCCGCGCCUACCGCCCCGCCGCCGCCUUCCUGCGCGCCGCCGAGCCCCCCGCGCCCCUGCGCGCGCUGCUCGCCCGCCAGCUGGUCUUCUUCGCCGGCGCACUCUUCGCCACGCUGCUCGUACUCACAGUCUACGACGAGGACGUGCUCGCCGUGGAGCACGUGCUCACCGCCAUGACCGCGCUCGGGGUCACGGCCACCGUGGCCAGGUCUUUCGUACCAGAGGAGCAGUGCCAAGGUCGUACCCCGCAGCUCCUGCUGCAGGCGGCCCUGGCCCACAUGCACUACCUCCCGGAGGAGCCCGGCCCUGGCGGCAGAGCCAGCGUUUACCGACAGAUGGCGCAGCUGCUGCAGUACCGAGCGGUCUCCCUGCUGGAGGAGCUCCUGUCCCCUCUCCUCACACCGCUGUUUCUGAUUUUCUGGUUCCGUCCUCGUUCCCUGGAGAUCAUUGACUUCUUCCAUCAUUUUACUGUGGAUGUGGCCGGGGUUGGGGACAUCUGUUCCUUUGCCCUUAUGGAUGUGAAGCGCCACGGCCACCCUCAGUGGCUCUCGGCGGGACAGACGGAGGCCUCGCUGUCUCAGCGGGCAGAGGAUGGAAAGACUGAGCUCUCUUUGAUGCGGUUCUCCCUGGCACAUCCUCUAUGGCGCCCUCCAGGGCACAGCUCUAAGUUCCUUGGGCACCUCCGGGGCCGGGUACAACAAGAUGCAGCUGCCUGGGGCGCCACCUCAGCCGGCAGCCCCCCCACUCCAGGGGUGCUCAGCAGUUGCACGUCGCCUCUGCCGGAGGCCUUCCUGGCCAACCUCUUGGGGCACCCUCUCCUGCCCCCGAGGGACCUGAGCCCCACAUCCCCCUGCCCAGCUGCUGCCACAGCCAGCCUCCUUGCCUCCAUUUCCCGAAUUGCCCAGGACCCCAGCUGUGUGUCCCCAGGGGUCACUGGGGGCCAGAAGCUGGCCCAGCUCCCAGAGCUUGCUUCUGCUGAGAUGAGUCUCCAUGCCAUCUACCUGCACCAGCUUCAUCAGCAGCAGCAGCAGGAGCAGUGGGGGGGUGCUUCAGCCACCUCCCUGUCCAGGCCCUGGUCCGUCCCCUCGCAGCCACUCUCGCCUGAAGAGGAGAAGCCAUCCUGGUCAAGUGAUGGCUCCAGUCCUGCCUCCAGCCCCAGACAGCAGUGGGGAGCCCAGAGGACCCGGAAUCUAUUCCCUGGAGGGUUUCAGGAGACCGCAGACACUCAGAAGGAGCCUCUCCAGGCCCCUAGCACUGACUGA
Molecule: messenger RNA, 2763 nt
Organism: Propithecus coquereli (Coquerel's sifaka)
Lineage: Eukaryota; Metazoa; Chordata; Mammalia; Primates; Indriidae
Gene: ATG9B
Product: autophagy related 9B
Biological process (GO): autophagy of mitochondrion; protein localization to phagophore assembly site
Cellular component (GO): phagophore assembly site; autophagosome
Source: RefSeq, a predicted model, not a curated record